Messenger RNA from Polypterus senegalus (gray bichir), 850 nucleotides. Its product is annotated as granzyme H-like. Lineage: Eukaryota; Metazoa; Chordata; Cladistia; Polypteriformes; Polypteridae. Gene Ontology annotation, molecular function: serine-type endopeptidase activity. Bases 1 to 669 code for a protein of 222 amino acids. The record is from RefSeq and is a predicted model, not a curated record. The transcript has 3 exons. Gene Ontology annotation, biological process: proteolysis.
AUGUUCCGUGCCUCUAUUGUUAAGGUGACUGACGGGAGCUGUGGCCGUCAGGUGGUCGGUGCCUGUCAUGGCAGCAAUAUCCGAACCAGUUUGUGGACACCGGCGGUUAGGGAUGCCGUCAAGCUGAAGAAAGAGUCCUACCGGACCCUUUUUUCCUGUGGGACUAUGGAGGCAGUUAAUAGGUACCGGCAGGCCAAGAGGAAUGCGGCUUCGGAGGUUACUGAGUGCCCUCUCAGGCUGGAACGGAAAGUCAUGAUAACACCAGAGGUGCAGACCAUCAAAUUUUCAACAGAUUGUGCAGACAUCUGGCCUGGAAUGACCUGCUCGGUGGCAGGAUGGGGUUGUACUUUCAUAAGUGGACGAGGCAGUAAUGUGCUCAGAGAAGUGGACGUGACCAUCCAGAAUAUCUGCCGAUCUGAACAAUGCUACAACCUGAGUAGGGGGACAGUAUUCUGUGCAAUGGGCCCUGGAAUCAAGGCGGCUUGUGAGGGAGACUCGGGAGGCCCGCUUGUCACUAGGAACAAAUUGAACGAGACUUUAGCUGUGGGCAUCGUAUCUUUUGGGAAUACUGAAUAUUGUGUAACUCCUAAACCUGAGAAUGUCUACACCAAUAUCUGCAUGUUUUGGCCUUGGAUUCAAAGCAAAUUCAAUGGUAUUGCUGCUGAGUGAUCUAAAGAUGAGCCAUUCAGUGCCAAUGUGCCCUCAUCUAUCACCUGGCAAUCACUGAAGAGAGAAAGAGAAGGGGAAAGAAAGAGCUCACUAUGGGCUAAAGGUGGUGCUUUCCAGCAGCAAAGGACACUAGCAGUCCUAAUCGCUUUGCAGCUUCAAUAAAUUCAGUUGUCAAACAAGA